Melozone crissalis (California towhee) is the source of this 1959-nucleotide messenger RNA. Its product is annotated as coiled-coil domain-containing protein 171-like. The transcript has 12 exons. The record is from RefSeq and is a predicted model, not a curated record. Bases 1 to 1959 code for a protein of 652 amino acids. Lineage: Eukaryota; Metazoa; Chordata; Aves; Passeriformes; Passerellidae.
AUGUCCUGUGGAGAUCUGGAAACUAAUGCUGCUCUGCAAAGCAUUGCCAAGAAGCUGAAGGACAUGGAGGCAGAGCACAAUGGCUGCGCCAAGGUGCUGAGGCUCCAGGCCAACUCUCUGGAAAUCAAGAACAAACGGCAGGAGAGGCUCCUCAAAGAACUGGAGGCAGCUGCAGUGAAAAUAAAGGAACUGGAGGAUGAUGCUGCAGCAGCAAGACUAGCACAUGUAGAAUGUAAAUACACAACAGAUGUCAUGCAGUUGAGAAUUCAAGAACUCGAAGACAUUUUGAAUGAAGAUCAGCUCGGCAGAAGACAAGCUUUGCCAGAAGGGGUAGCAAGGGACGAUUUCAGAGAGCCAGUAAAUGCUCUUGAGACAGGAAAAAAAGCUUCACCAAGACAGCAUAUAACCUACGGUAUGGAAUGGAAAGACAAGGUUGAGGCCAUGAGGAGAGCUCAAGAUCCCAAUGCCACAAUAGCGGUUCCUCCAGACAGCUUCAGCCUGCAUGAAGGCUCAAUAAGGGAGAUGUCCAUCCUCCUGAACUUAUACCAGACCCUGGCAAACGCCCAGGUGCUUUCCAGACAGACAAACGUCCCCCUGGAAGAAUUACCUUGGACAGAGCUUUGUGCGCUCUUGCAUGAGAAUGUUGAAGCCCUGGUCUCGAACUUCAACAAUGCUAAGCAGAGGAUAUCUCACCUAGAAUAUAUGUGCAAGCACAAGACUGAAACUAUGAACAACCUUCAGCAGAACCAGGAGGAUGCUUUGGAGAAAACGUCUGAACAGUUAAAAGCACAGGAACACUGGUCGCAGAAAGAAAAGCAAUAUCUUGAACAGCAGUACUCAAACGCCCUUGCAGAAAUUCAUGCAAGAUCACAGGAAUGUGAAGAAACGGUGCAGAAAAACAGGCAAAAACUCUAUGGCCUUGAACAACUCUCUGACAAACUGGCCCAGGAAAACAAUACCUUGAAAAAUUCAUUAUUAGAUGCUUUCAAGUCACGCUCAUUCCUGCUGGCAGCCUCUGCACUGCUAUCAGGGGCCCUGUGCUCUCUCUACGGCCGACUGUGCGCCAUGUCUUGCCAAAGAGACAUUCUCCAGGAACAGGUGAACCAGCAACAACUAUUGAACCACAAGAUCGUCAGCCUCCUUUAUGCUCUCCCUGCUGUCAUGGAAAGAAACCAGGACGAAGUCAGGACAAGGCAAAGAAGAGCCAAGAACCUGACUUAUGUUUUCCGAAGAGCUGUGAUUGUAGCUCUGGCUGCCAACAGGCUGAGGGGUCUGGCCCGAUAUUCUUGUACCUUUUUUGUCUGGUCAGACGGAUGCAGAGGAAGCCCUGGAAUUCAAGUUUGUCUGGGAGAAUCCAGAGGCAGGCAUCCUGUGACACGUUUUGGAGAGGAAGGAGUUGACUGUAUUGAAGCAAUUAACUGGUUGUGUAGCUCUAACCUCUAUACUGCAAUGAUCAAUUCUAUCUCAGAUCUGGAGGGUGUUCUCAACAACCAAGAUUCAGAGCUGUGGCUUUCUAGUAACUCGCUGAUCGGCACAGCCAGGAACUGCUUUGCAAAACUGAUGGACAACCUGAGCGUUCUGAUGGAGACAGUUCAAGGGAACACUCGUGGGUGCAGAGCCUUCCUGGAGAGGGACUCCCUGAUAGACAGGCUGGCUCGUGGGCUCCGCAGACUAAAUGCCCAGGCCCUGGAAGCUGGAUUGCAUGACAGACUGCCCAGCACAAGAAACAUAGCAACUUUGCAGCAAGAAAUAUUUGAAUUUUCACGAAGGCUUCAUGCAGCAGAAGUAGAGUCCCGCUCACUGUACCUGCAGCUUCAAGAAUGCAGAUGGGCUUUCAACAAGAUGCAAAAGGAUGCUGAAAAAACCCACAGACUGCAGACCCAAUUAAGUGAAGUUCAGCAAAGGAGGAAUGAGAGCGAGCAGGCCGUGGCCUAUGCUUUUUAUGGCGCGUUGGAGUGA